AUGGAGCUUUGCCAAACCGUAAACAGCUUCUGGCGGACAAAUCAGAUCCUCGUCUCCAGCAAGGGCAAGCACCGGGACCUUGAUUUUGUUCAGAUGCUCUUUGAAGAAAAAGGUACCAGUCCUGUUGCGCAGCCCGCCAUCACGGAAUGCGGUCGUGGCAACAGUGAAAUUUACUAUUACAGCACAAGAUUAGAUAUUCCUUCAAAUGUUCAUAAAUAG
Molecule: messenger RNA, 219 nt
Organism: Miscanthus lutarioriparius
Lineage: Eukaryota; Viridiplantae; Streptophyta; Magnoliopsida; Poales; Poaceae
Source: the annotation of a GenBank genome assembly